GUUGCCUCAUAUAAAUCUCCAUGUAUUAUAAUUUUCGGAGAACAGAGUAUCAUUAUAAUUUUCGUUGCUGCCGAAUUUUUCGUAGGAAGAAGAAAGCCAGAAGGCAGCAGCUGCAACUCAGUAUGGGCGCGACUCGUCCCAGCGCCUUCCGUGCGCCAUUCCUGUUGCAGCGUCCCUCGCUGCGCGGGGACGAGACGGCCCGCCGCGAGGACGGACGGGGGGCGCGCGCGCCUUCGGCCGGGCGCAAGGCGCAACCAAAAAAGCUUGGCCGCCAAGAUGUUCAGUUGGUUGCUCAAAUUGUGCGAGCGAUGAAGGCGCCCCCGCGAUUGCGAACGCCCCCGCGGCGCUUGGUUGCGCCACUGCCGAGCCGGGCCGGCCUUUGCCGCCCCGCCAAGCGCCGCCCGUUCGGCCAUUGUGUGGGGCGGGGCCCCCUUCAGGUCAGCCGGCCGCCAUCGGAGGAAGCGCGCUGCCGGGCUGGUCCGCUCGUGGUGUGGGUGCUUUGGCGCGCCCCCUGUUGCCGCGGAAGGAACGCGGCGCCCACUAUCGAUCGGGCGCAGGUCGGGAAGGCCGCCGACGUCUUUAGCUCGCUAUCGCGAUGUCCGUGUGUUGCUAAUCUCGCCCAAUGGUUGGCACCAUGAUGGGAGAUUGCGCACGAGCGGCAAUCGUUGCCAGCCGUGCUGCUUUGAUGGCUGCGCGCUCUUUCUGGGCACCAAUUCCCACGACAUGUAUAAAUUGGCAAUUUCUUCACAGGACCACCCAU
Molecule: messenger RNA, 760 nt
Organism: Amoebophrya sp. A120
Lineage: Eukaryota; Dinophyceae; Syndiniales; Amoebophryaceae
Source: the annotation of a GenBank genome assembly